Messenger RNA from Setaria italica (foxtail millet), 898 nucleotides. RefSeq names its product EPIDERMAL PATTERNING FACTOR-like protein 3. The record is from RefSeq and is a predicted model, not a curated record. The transcript has 3 exons. NCBI's taxonomy places the organism in Eukaryota, Viridiplantae, Streptophyta, Magnoliopsida, Poales, Poaceae. Gene Ontology annotation, biological process: guard cell differentiation; stomatal complex development. The coding region runs from base 97 to 447 and encodes 116 amino acids.
GUGGAAAGUAGAAGACGUAGCAACUAGCUCUAGCAUUUCGCAGCAAACAAGAGUGAGUAGCCUCUGCUCGCUGCCUUGCUGCCGCUGCGCUUCGUGAUGUGUGGAGCUCACGGUCUGCGGAAGCACAACAGUAGGGCACCCUGGUUCCUCUUCGUCUUCGUCCUGCUUCUUCCGAUUGCCGUGUCCCAAGGCGACCGGGAGCUUGCGCAUGUCGGGGACGGCGGGCACUCAUCGCCGAUCGGUGGUGGGGAAGGUGAGCAGGAGCAGCUGAGCAGGCUGGGCUCGAGGCCGCCGUGCUGCGAGAGCAAGUGCGGCGGGUGCGCGCCGUGCGAGCCCGUGCAGGUGCGCGCCGGCGCCGUCACGGAGGGCGGCCUCCGCCCGCAGUGCGCCAACUACGAGCCCGUCGGGUGGAAGUGCAGGUGCGGCGCCGCCGUCUUCGAUCCAUGACGACACUGUCUGUAUUCAGGUGGAAGUGCGGCGGCGGCGCCGUCUCCGGUUUCAUCAAACGACGACAGCUUCAAGAAUGGCGAGGACUGGACGGGUUGCGAUAUAGAAGCUGCUCUGCUACACUGCUAGAAGCGGUUGCUAGUGUCACGGGGCAGGUUGGCCGACGGCGACGGUGGCGUCCUCGAUCGGACACCGCAAGGACGACGGUCCGACGCUGCUCUGCUGUGGCAGGGAGCAGAGCAGGCCCACCCUGUCGACGCCGCCACCGUCACGGCGUCGUGCGGUCCGUCACCGGAGCCGGUGCCGGCGGCGCGCCGGGCUUGCCGUCGCCACGCGUGGGCGUCCGCGUCUCGUCGAUGGGUUGGCGAUAGAGCGGAAAACAAUAGAACGGAUGUAAAAUAGGAGAUAAUUUGCGAAUUAUCUGAGGCGCACAAUCGUGAUUGGACGGACA